Messenger RNA from Guillardia theta CCMP2712, 1038 nucleotides. RefSeq lists its product as hypothetical. Bases 10 to 954 code for a protein of 314 amino acids. Gene Ontology annotation, molecular function: proton-transporting ATP synthase activity, rotational mechanism. The record is from RefSeq and is a predicted model, not a curated record. Gene Ontology annotation, biological process: proton motive force-driven ATP synthesis. The transcript is spliced from 10 exons. NCBI's taxonomy places the organism in Eukaryota, Cryptophyceae, Pyrenomonadales, Geminigeraceae.
GUGCCCACUAUGCUCUCUUUCGCUCGAGCAGCUGCCGCCGGCCCCUCCCGCUCGGUGCUCCUAGCAACGACAACAAGACUUCCUGAUGCCGUUGUGCGUGGAGAACGAAAUGCAUCCCUCAAGCAGCUUCGUAUUCGCCUCGCUGCUGUGAAGUCCAUCCAGCGUAUCACCAAGACCAUGAAGAUGGUUGCUGCAGCGAAGUUGAAGGGCUUUCAGGGGCGUAUGUUUGAGUCAAGACCCCUCGGUGACUGCGUUGAGAAAAUGAUUCAGGAGAUCCCACCCGCCCCUGAAGAGGACGUCGCGGCCAAGGAUCUUACAAACUUGAUUGUUCCCAUCACUUCUGAUCGUGGACUUUGCGGUGGUAUCAACAGUGCUGUUGCCAAGGCAACCAAGAACUUGUUGAAUGAUAUUCCUGGGGAUAAGGUCGUUGCCAUCAUCGGCAACAAGGGAGAGGCCUUGCUGAAACGCACGCACGGCCAAUACAUCACUAGGAUUUUCUCGGAUGUUUACGUGAACCCUACCUCGUUUGCGCUUGCCUCGGAGAUUGCGGAAGAACUUGUGCUGACGAAGAAAUAUGACAAGGCCUCUAUCAUCUAUAACAAGUUCAAGUCUGCCAUCGCCUACGACACUAUCGUUGAGGAGAUGGAGUCUGCUGAUGCCAUGGAGGAUCGUCUUGCCGUCUUCGGAGAGAAGUUCGAGUUCGAUGACGAGUUCUCCGAAUCCCUCCACAUGAACGACAUGAUGCAGUUCUGCUUGGCUAGCAAGCUUUACUCUAGACUACUCGAGUCGGCGACUGCCGAGACUUCUGCUCGUAUGCAGGCUAUGGAGAACGCGACCAAGAACUGCGGAGAGAUGAUCUCGAAGCUCACGCUGCAGAUGAACAAGGCCAGGCAGGCGCUCAUCACCCAGGAGCUUGGAGAGAUCGUGUCUGGUGCUGCUGCUGUUUCUGAGUAAUCGAUGCGCCUGGAGCGAGAGGCACGGAGGAUGAAAGGGAAGAGAAUCUUAGCAUGUGGAGGAGAUAAAAGUAGAAGCACUUUC